Molecule: messenger RNA, 1227 nt
Organism: Trichomonas vaginalis G3
Lineage: Eukaryota; Parabasalia; Trichomonadida; Trichomonadidae
Exons: 1
Coding region: 1-1227 (408 amino acids)
Source: RefSeq, a predicted model, not a curated record
AUGAAUACUCGCAGUUCAACGGAGACUCCACCAGAUUGGACAGAUUUAAACAGUAACACUAAGGCAGGACUUUUCCAGAUACUUAAAGAGUUAAAAAUCGCUCCUCCUCAAAAUGCAGAUAGGGAUCAAUUAGUACGUUUGAUUAGACAAAAACUUACUUCACCACGUCUUUCUCCUUAUAAGUCCACUGGAAUGUUAACACGUCCAGCAGAUAAUCUCAUUCCAAAUUCUGAUGAUGAUGAUAUUCCUGCACAAGAAUCAGUAGAACCAGAAGAUGACGAAAAUGAUACCGAUUUUGAAGUACCUCCAAUGGAAAGUGAAAGUGUUUCUCAAAAUACUAUCCAAGAAGAACCUGAAGGAAAAGUUGAGGAACCCAAGCAACCAGAAAGAGUUCCAACACCACCAAAAUCUGAAGACAAAAAGAUUGAGGAACCUGUCGAACCUGAGCAUCGCAUUUACUCACCUACAAGAACAAUCAAAACACCAGAACGCUCCGUUCUAUUUCCAAGUUCGCAGCCAUUACCUCCUCCAAAAGAACAAGUUCGUCCAAGCAGUAUUCGUCAAUCAAACGCUCGUGUUAGAAACGAUGGAAAUCCUGAAGAGGUUGAUGAUGCCAUAUUUACAAACAGUUACUUAAGAUGGGUGAGAAGGCCUGUAAUUAUUCUUGCUGGCUUUAUUUUACUCCUUUUGGCUUUGUUAUUAUUAUUGAUUGCUUUACGACCAUCACGUAGAUCAGUUCUACAUGCUAAUAUCGAUUGGCUUUCUAAUGUUUCUUACAGGAAUAAGCAUUGCUUGCAAGAAACUCAAUAUACUCGUGCUGAAUUGUUUAAUUUAUAUAAUUUGACUGAAGAAGAAUUCAAUCAAUAUGCUUACGAAGAUGGUGAAAGGGUGUUUGCCAAAGAUACAAGAAUUGGUGUUGUCUGCAAGAUGAUCUACGCAGGAGAUAAGUAUCCAGUCGCUGCUGGCAUAAUUAUUGUUAUUAUUGUCGUCGCAAUACACCUCUACAUAUGUAAGAUAUCUCGUGUUGGCAAUCACCUCAUUCGUUCUCUUGUUAGAGACCAAUCCUGUGAUCUUGAUACUCUUCUUGUUGAUGAAGCAGGUGAAAUGCUUCCUCAUGAAGUUGCUGAGAGACUCGGAAUCAACGCAAGUGAUGAUUAUUACAUCGAUCCAAGAGAUACAAUUUAUGAGCUCACACGUGCCCAAAAGGCAAAAAAGAAUAAGAAGUGA